GUGAUCUAGGGCCUCGGUCUGACGUCACGAGGAACUGUGCUCAGUUACUCCUCCUGCUUUUCCCAGCAGCUUGGUGAACUGGCGGAGUGGAAGCCUCGUAGGAUGCCCAGCCAGCGGAGCCGAGAGGAUGAGGGCCUGUCGGCAGUCAGACGGCCUGGAAAUGGCCUCCCCGCCUCCAGACCAGACCUUUGGCACUGGAAAGAGCCGCCUUUGUGGAGGCCUCUCGGCUUUGGGCCUUGGGGGAACUUAGAUCCUGGGCCACACGCCUGUCCAGAAGAGGCAGAGGGUUCUGCCUCGGAAGGCAAGAUGAAAAUUCUCGAGAAGCUGGACGAAGGCGUGAGUAAUACGAUCUUGGGGCGCCUUUUUGGUGUCGACGAGUCAAUAGUACUCGUGAUGGAGAAAAACACGAGGGCUGUUUGGGCCGGCAUGGAGAGUGUUUUGCCCGACUGCUCCAAGAUUCCCGUGAGGUAGACCCCAAGAAGAUGGAGACCUCGGUAGCCUUUUGAGUGGAGGGGCAGAGCACAGAAGGCGGCCUCUUGACUGCAACGGCCUCUGCACCCAGGCCAAACACAUCUGUAUUGCAUGUGGUGGGAACCAGUGGUCAGGGCGGUUCAGAUAUGUUUCCUGCGAGCCAGGAAUGGUUUGAGAAGUUUAUAAAUAAAUACUGUGAAAUAUAAAGUUGAUGAGGAAGGAAGAACCGUUAAAUCCUGAGUUGGCACCCAAACAGUGCAAGCAAUUGGAGCGACUCAUCAGAGAGAGAAGCAGUGUGCCUCAGCAGGUCCUGAAUACCAAGGAGAUGAGCCUAGUUUGGAAACGCAUGCUUUCCCAUACUUUUAAGGAAAUAGACAAAAAUCUGGAAAGCUUAGAGGAAACUUAAGGACAGCAUUUCCUUCAUUUUGUGUGUCAAUGUCUCCCGUGACAAAAUGAUGAAUACAUUGCUGCUUCACAAAGACCUUAAUCCCACUUUUCUUUUGGAAAAAAGAUUUUUUACAAUACCCUCUUUUUGGAUUGGUUUUUAUAAUUAGAUUAUCCAUGAAACUAAGGUGUGUUUAACAGAAAAAAAAAAAAGCACAAAAAACUUGAAUUCAGAGUGUUGCCAGUUGUGGAAAAAAGUCCUGGUUACCCUGACUCAUUAUUUGCUCAUUAUUUGAUGUUAUUGGGUUUCUUUCCUUGGAAGACACUAGCUUUCUCCAGCCCUUGAACCAUGGUAUAACUGAGGUAUUACAUCAACCAUAUGUUUGAACACCUUGCUGACUGCAUUGACAAAAAGCUUACUUUAAAAGAAACAUGACAACAAUGCCACAUUUCUGAAGUAGUGGUAAAAGAAGUGAUGAAUGAUAUAAAACCAGCCGUCUUUAAUAAGGCUUAGUGGAAAGAUUGGAAGGAUGUUCUUUGAACGCGUAUGCAUGUUUCCCCAGAGUUAAUGAAGAAGUUGAAAAAAAAUCCGUCUGCAUCAAUAUAAACGAAAGUGAAAAUAAUGAAUUACUAAAGUUCCAAUCUUUGGGAAUAAUUUAGAGUCUAUAUCCAUAGAUGAUGAAGACCAGUCCCCAACUAGAGGUAAAGAUGAAUCUAAAGAAAUUGCUGUCUUAAACGAUGCCUCAGAUUUCAUUGAUUCUGCAGUUGAUACAGAUCCUUUCUUGGAUUGAAGUUUGACAUUUAAAAAAGAUUUCAGAGCUGGUUGCGGUUGCGCAUGUCUGUAAUCCCAGCAGCUGGGGAGGUUGAGGCAAGAGGAUUGUGAGUUCAAAGCCAGCUCCAGCAAAAGCGAAGCACUAAACAACUCAGUGAGACCCUGUCUCUAAAUAAAAUACAGAAAAGGGCUGGGGAUAUGGCUCAGUGGUCCAGUGCCCUGAGUUAAUCCUAGUGCAAUCCCCCAAAAAAGAUUACAGUAAAUUGCUGUAUGUCUAUAGAGAGGUGCAAAAGAAACUUAAAGGAACUGAAGGAAGAAAUAAACAAUAAAGGAAGUGAUAAGGGAGAAAUAAACGAAGUAAAUGAUAGGGAUGGGUGUAGUAUCUGUGUUGCAGGGGAAGUCUGAGUCUUAAAGUCAGCCUGAAUCAAUUCCAUAGGGAGGAGGAGAAGGAAAGAGAAAAGGUAUAGAAUAAAAAGCUUCCUGGCAGUGGCACUAAGACUUGAUAAUAGCUGAAAAAACUGUCAAAGCCAUAAUUGGAGUUCUAAAAUCUAACCUUGGAAUUGAAUUUGGAAUGAGUAGAGAUGUCUGAGUUGAAGGACAGAGCGGAUCCAGAGGUUGCUUCUUCCAAAUAACACUUCAUCUUAUUAUCAUUCUCUCAUUACCUCAACAUCACCUUCAUCACUACCAUCAUCUUUGUAAUCACCAGACACAUCUGUAACACUUAGUCAUUCAACAGAUAUUGAGUGGAAAUUCUGUAUAGUCCUGUUCUAAACUUGGGAAAUCAACUCAGGAAAUAUCUGAGGAUCUGAGGUAAAUGGUCAUUAACAGUACCCAUUCUUAUGGAUGAUUGGUAUGAGAGAUCAUGGCCCCAGUUUAUUUUAGAGGGCUUAAAAUACAAAGGUUUUCUUAGGACCAUUCAGCCUCUAACCAUAUAUGUUAAAUUUUUCAGUUACAAACAGGUGUUGGUGGUUGACAUGAGACUGUUUCUUUUUGAAAUGGUGACAUGAUCAUACAUUUUAUAAAGCACUCAACAUUAAUCUGUUAAUCCUCACUCCAGACAUAUGAAGGAAGUUAUUAGCCCUGCAUUUAUCAAAAACCUCCCUUCAAACCCAGAGAGGUUAAGAAACUUGCUGGAGUCUGCACAGCUAAUGUAAACAACAGGAUUAGGAUUACAAAUGAUUAACUACUUUGUCAGACAUUUUCAUAAGUCUAUCACGCCUUUAAGAAUUUGUAGUUGUUUGAUCCUCAGCACCACAUAAAAAUAAGAUAAAUAAAGGUAUUAAUAUUUUAAAAAAAUAAAAGAAUUUGUAGUCUUAGCCAGGCAUAGUGGCGCAUACCUGUAAUCCCAGUGGCUCAGUUUGGGAGGCUGAGACAGGAGGAUCUCAAGUUCAAAGCCAGCCUCAGCAAGUUAGCAAGACCCUGUCUCAAAAAAUAAAGAGAGUGGCUGGGGUUGUGGCUCAGCAGUAGAGCGCUCGCUUCGCACAUGCGAGACCCUGGGUUCGAUCCUCAGCACCACAUAAAAAUAAAUAAGUGAAAUAAAGGUAUUGUGACCAACUACAACUAACAAAAAAAAAAUAAAUAAAAAUAAAAAUAAAUAAAUAAAAAGAGCUGGGCAUGUGGCUCAGUGGUAAGUGCUCCUGGGUUAAAUUCCCAGUAGCCCCAGAAAAGGAAAUUGUAGUCUCAACAAGUGAGACAAAUGAACAGGUGAUGAGAAUAAACAGGGAAGCUAUGAACUGCAAAUCUGCAAAUAAGAUUUUGUUGUUUUCCUUCCAUUUUGAAAAUUUUUUCAAUUGUUUUUCAGUAUUUCCUGUUUUGUGUAAGAAACUAUUUACAUACAAUAGAAUUCACCUGUUGAAGUGUCCAGUUGAAUUUUUUUCAUACCUGUGUAACUGCCAACAGAACAAUUAAGAUGUAAAAUGGUUCCCUGAAACAGUUUACCUGUGCACUAAAGCUUUUCCUCUGUGCUAACUUGCCAUCAUUUUAAAAUUGGGAUAUUUCACAUUGAAAAGCUGCAAAGAGAAAAUAGCAUAUGAAAAGGUGUAUAGUAAAGUGUUAGAGUCUGUAAACAAGUCAAAAUAACACCUGGCAUUUAGCCAGGGGAAUGUUAGAGUUGGUAAACAAGUCUGGCUGGUGCCUGGCAAAAUGCCAGAGGGAGUGGUUUGAGAAGUAACAAAAGCGAGCCAUUAAGUGUGGAGAUUCCUUAUUGGUUGACUGAUGUAUCUAGUUUAUGCUAAUUAGAUAAGCUGUGUGGAAUGUAUAAAUACUGCUCCUGUCCUGCAAUAAAUGGCUCCUACUCCUGCUGUAUCAACGUACACAAGUUGUUCGUCACCCCCCCGGUUAUUUUGCUGCAGCUGGACUGCGGCAGUAAAGGACAUAAAUAUGAAGGCAUUAUAAUAAAAAGGCAUAUUAAAAAUUUGGAAACUGUAGUAGCAGUGGACUCUGCAUUCCUAAGGGACAACAGUCAGCCUUUGGCUUGCUGGUUUUAUGUGCCGCUCUCCAAAACAAGCGCAGUGUGUCGUCUUUAGAAGAGGACUGAGAUUAACUGAGAAAGGCUCCCAGGGCAGUUGGCCUGGGAAAAGGAAUGAGUUUAUUAGGAAGUGAAGAAGUGGGCAAGAGUAUUCUAAGCCAAAGAGAAUUAGGGGAAAUCCUUGGAGGAGGGGGCAAUAUGGGGGCCACAUUGUGUAAGGGUUACAUUCUGUGCUUCCCUUGUUUAUAGGUAGUUUGAAGCUCUUUAGAGAAGAGUUUUGUGUAUGUGUUUUAGUGUUUGUGUGCUGUGGUUUCUGAAAGUUUAUGUCUUUGUAUGUUUCUGGGGACAUGCCUUUUUGUUUGUUGGAAUGGAAAGAGAAAAUAGCACAUAUUUUUGCAAGAGUUAUAGGUCUGAGUGCUUAGGUUGUAAGUUUCAGGGGAGAGGUGUGCCCAGUGAAAAUAACCUCCCUUUCCCAGAUUCCUACAGUGUCUUUGGCCAGCCUGGCUGGGGCGGGGCGGGCAGUGUGCAGACCAGAGGCUUUGUGGGGAAAGGGCAGAUAAGGCCCUCAGUGCCCGCCCACCAGCCGGCACCCGGCCUGAGACUGUAAUUCACUGCCACUGCCUUGUGCUAAAUUACCAACAAAGCCAUGGACAGGCUGGGAUCACGGUGCCCUCUGCCAGGCUACUCGCGGCCCUCUGUCCUCAUAUGCUUUCUGAUCCUGGCAACUUCUUUUCUGAUGUACCCCAUGCUCAGGACCCUUAGCCUACAGCUUCACUCAGCCAUCACCGGCAGCUAUAUCUCUGGCACACACUCCAUCGUCUUUGUCAACUGUCCCAACGAGCAAAUUGCUAGAGACAUUGCCAGGGGCAUACUGGAUAAGAAACUGGCUGCCUCUGUGAACAUCUUGCCCAAGACAUCUUCACUUUUUUUUUGGAAGGGAGAAAUAGAAGAAGCCACUGAGGUCUUAUUGUUAAUAAAGACAAAAACUUCCAAGGUCCUCAUGCUGUCUGGCUUUAUCAGGUUGGUGCAUCCUUUUGAAAUCCCAGAGGUCUUCAGUCUUCCCAUGGACCAAGGAGAUGUGCACUAUUUAAAGUGGCUUGAGGAGGGCAUGGAGGAAGACUGAGUAGGGAAGCUUCUGGUGCGUGCUGCUGGCUGCCUCUAUCCCUCAGCUGCUGAACUCUGGAGUCCUCCAGAUAUCAAAUGGGGAUGAUCUCAAAGGCCCAGCCAUGAAGACAUUGUAGAGACUGCAAAGUUCUUUCUUUCUUUUUUUUUUUUUUUGAGACUGCAAAGUUCUUUUGCUCAAUUUGAGACACAGAUCUUGAUGAGGGAAGCAACAUCACUGAAACAAGUUUUUUGUUUGUUUGUUUGUUUUGUUUUUAAAGAAAGUGAAGCUAUACUUAACUCUGUAUUGAACAAAGAAAUUUCUAAAGAACCAUGUAGUUUUCACUUUCUUUUUUUUUUUAAAUAUUGUUUUAGUUGUUGAUAGCCCUUUAAUUUAUUUAUAUGUGGUGCUGUGAAUCGAACCCAGUGCCUCACAUAUGCCAGGCAAGUGCCCUACCGCUGAGCCACAACCCCAGCCCCUUAAACAAGGUUUUAUUAGAGUUUAUGCCCAACCACAAAGGAGACAGCACAUGGGACAGGGUUUCCAGAAUGGCACCAUGUGGAAGUGACUAAUAUAGUCUAAUAUAGUCUCUGGUGGCUGGUGUGGGGGCCCUGGUGGGUACUGCACACAGCUUAGGACUUUAGCACACAUCUUGUCUGUUUUCUGCUCUCAGCAUCAAGGUUUGCGCUUGAUGUGGCUGUGUGCCCCUGUGCAAUGGGUACAUUUGCUCUUGGCUCCCAAAAGGUGGCAGAGGUGCUCACAACUGCUGCUCUGUGCAGGCUGCAGGAAACUCCCUCAGUGAGCUUUGAGGGAAUUUGGUGACUUUUAGGUCUGGCUAUUUGCAAAAACAAUUUAUGCCUAAAAGAAAUACAGAAAAGCAUUGAGAAAUGGAAUAACACCCUCUGGGGAGUGUUGGACCCCCUCCUAUUCUAGCUUACUUCUAAAGGUCCAGAGGAUGCCAGUGGUAAUUUCAGGGGCUGCCUGAAAAGAGGAAUAGAGCUAAUGGUGAUGUCCCUUGUUGAUUUUUUCUUUUCUUUUUAAAAGCAGAUCAGCUUCUGAUACUUAGGAAAAUCUUGUGUAAAGUAAACCCUACUUAAAAAUGUACUGAGGACCCCAAAUGGACUGACUCUAUUGCUUUUAGGAUAAAGUCCAAUUUCUAGGUCUGGCCUUCUAGCCCUUUACAAUCUUUACUCACCUUUUCCAUCAUCCCCCUUGACCUCUCCUUUCCCACUCUGGCUAACAGAUGGCUCACUGUGCUGUUGAUGUUAUUCCUGUGUUCAUGCUAUCCUCUCUGUCUGGAAUGCCCUCUGCCUAAAUGCCUAUGACAUGUGACUGCUCCUUUGUAAGACCUUUCUGAGGCCUUGCCAGCUGUAAGGACUCUAUCCUGCCUUGGUGUUCCCUUUAUCUUUCUGCAUCAAAGUUGGCCUUGUAUUGCAGGAUUGUGAGUUGCUGGAGGUCAGGGGCAUGACUGAAUCUACUUGAUCUCUUGCACAGGGUUUGGCAGAUAUUUCUGAGGCUGAUGUUUCAAGGAUUUAAAUGAUCAAAGCUUUCUCUACUGUACAUACUCACUAUUAAGUUGUUGAAUUGGCAAAAUUCAACUUUUCUUUUAAUUUCUUAAAGUGGGACAAUUCCAAAGAAGAUUUUUCUAUCUGUUGUCUUUAUUGAAUCAUCUUUUGUGUUAUUAUAUUGCAGAAAACUUGCUUAGUAGCCUGCCUUUGUCUCAGUGUCCAGAGUUGACUAUGUAGGACACUGGAGGGGAGAGGGACAUUUACUAAAUAGCAGCUCUGUCCACUAUGUACUGCCCUAGCUUCUUAACAUUAUCUUAUUAUUAUAAGAAUAUAUAUAAUAUAUAUUCUUAUAAUAUAUUCUUAUACUAUAUUUCAGUUGUUCUUAUUUGUUACCCUCAUUUUGCAGAUGAAAUCUGAGAUCAGAAAGUAGCACUCACAUGUGAACCCAAUCUCUGAUUCAAAACUUAAAGCUUUUACAUCGAAGGAGGCUGAAUAGAUCCAUUUGAAGGUCACAGGCUCAGAGAACCUGCUAUAGCCAGCUCUAAAGGAAGAGUUAUUUUUGUUUGGUUUGGUUUGGUACUGGGGAUUGAACCCAGGUGCACUUUACCACUGAGCUACACCCCUAACCCUUUUUAUUUUUUGAGACAGUCUCACUAAGUUGCUGAGACUUGCCUGGAGCUUGGGAUCCUCUUGCCUCAGUCCCCCAAGCUGCUGGGAUCAUAGGCAUGCACCACUGUACCCAGCAGUUAUUAGUUCUUAAAACAUAGAAGCCAGUUGGCCUGGCGUUUGGGCAUGUAUUUCACUGUGUACUCCUUACCACAGAUCUGGCGGCUCAUGACCCAUUCCAUAGAUGAAGGAGUAGAGGUGUUCAGUGAUGUUUAGGGUUUGUGUAACUCCAGUCUACAUGGUGUGGCUGCCAUCCCAUACCACCCUCCCAGAAUGAUGCUGUAGAAGCCAGAGCUGGGUCCUAGACCAGAGUCUCCAUGUGGGAACUCCUUUCCAGAAUUUCUUAGAUAACAUUUUUUUUUUUUUAAUCCAGAAUCCCUAGAAAAAUCAAUUGAGGAAAUGAGGGAAAGUAUCAUAAUUACCCUGUGAAUACUAAAGCUUAUUAGUAUGGAAAGAUUACUGAUUUGAAAGAAUCCACCUUAAUUGAGCAAAAAACAAGAGCAGGAAACACUAACAUGCUGAGCUGAAGAGAGAGCCCAGGCCUGGCUUGUGAGAGGGAAAUUGUCACCAUCGAAUUAAUUGAUCUUGUUUUUUGGUUGUUGCCAUGUUAGAAGUGUGUAUGUCUGGUCCUGUCUGCUGCUAUCGGAGUUUUUCUUGUAAAUAAAAUAAUUUGUACACAUAGUAUAUAUUAUACAAAUCCUGUGAGUGGUGCUCCAGAAAAUAAACUUUAGAUGCAAAAUAAAUUCUUAAGUUAGUUAUUUGGACAUGUGAUUGAUUUUAAGUGCUGUUAACCUUUCUAGGAUAUUCAAAUGUCACAUUAUUUGGAUAGUUUCUAACAGAUGCUCCAGCAUUUAACUUUCCGUACAGGCUAGUCCUUUGUAAAUAGUACUAAGCUUAAUAUGCUUACUAGACAAAAUUUUGUCAGAUACUUAUAAUACUGAGAGGAGUAUUAAGAGUGAAGUAUCUUAAAAACACUUGGGAUUUGGAAUUUCUAGAAAUUCUAAUCUCUCAUUCCUGAAUUCGAAAGGUAAAUGCUGUGAAUUGGGAAACACUGCCCGAGACCACAGAGAAGCAGGUACCCUCCAACCCAAGAGGCCCACAGGUCUCAGGUGCAUCUAGAUAGCUGCUCACAGAAGAAACCACCCCCUCCCCUGGCUCCCACUGUGGCUUUAUUUCCAGGACAGCUAAAGGGUGGAAGCCAAAGGAGUAGUACCAAAGACAUAGGGUAGGAGUUAUCAGUACACCUAAGCAUCCCUCUGCUCAGGAUUAACAGGGCACACUUCCACCUGGAACCAGGUGAAUUUAUGGGUGUCAUCUCCCUGAAGCCAACCUUCUCCCUACACCUUAACAAACAUUUUUUCUCUGUCUAAACAAUACUAAAGAGAUUUAUUUUGAAAUAAUAUUGUCAUAUAUGUGAAGGGUCCCUUCCCAACCUUGGGGAGCCAGGUGCUGUGGCAAUUAUUGCUGGAAUUUGAAGGGUGAGAAAAUGGAAGGAAUCUGACUAGUGCUACUGUUUGAAACCAUCAGAGCUGGGUUCUGGAACUCAGUUUCUAGAAGUGUGUGCCUGUGUGUGCUGAGCAAUGUUUGCAGUGUCUGCAUAAAUGCCUAAGUUCAUGUUUUAUCUUUUACCUGCAGCCUUCAGCUAGGUUGUAUCCUUAUGGGUCAUGUACUCAGCAGAUAAAAGGUCCUACAUUUUCUCUGACAAUAAGGGUGGGAGAUUACUGAAUGUUAUAGGGAGUGGUAAGGUGGCCACAGGAUGGGGUCCUGCCGUCCUCCUCUAAGCUGCAGGAAGCCAACUGCAGAAGCCAGA
This is a messenger RNA of Marmota monax (woodchuck), 9180 nucleotides long. RefSeq names its product protein CutA homolog. NCBI's taxonomy places the organism in Eukaryota, Metazoa, Chordata, Mammalia, Rodentia, Sciuridae. Gene Ontology annotation, molecular function: copper ion binding. The transcript is spliced from 7 exons. Bases 4741 to 5217 code for a protein of 158 amino acids. Gene Ontology annotation, biological process: response to metal ion. The record is from RefSeq and is a predicted model, not a curated record.